AAAUAAUUUGAUGAAGAAAGAAAGCAAAGUGGUUGGAAGGAAAGCAUACGAUACUCUGGUUGAAAAGAAACUUGAAUAAUUAAGGCGCGGUUUCAAAGACGAAAUUCUUGUUUCAGACAUUGUUUUCAAAUGAUACAUAGGAUGCUAAUGAAAUUUGGUUCCACCUAACCGCUGAGCUGUUUAUGUUGAAUUCGAGUAAGAUGUCAUGCAAUGCUGAUGAAACAAAUGCUGCCAGUGUUCUUUCUCAGCUGUCACAGUGCAAGAAAAUUGCUAACCAAUCAGAUAGCACUUUGCAUGUAGAUGGUUCAGUUAUUGCACAUGAAUGUGAUGUUGAAACAUCAAAUCAAGAGAUUGCUUCUGUUGGUGAAAAUGAAGUUCUUGAUGCCAGUGGUACAUCUGUGAUGGUUGCCUUGUGCAAUAGUGAACCAGAAAACAAAGCGAAAAUUCUGUCGUCGUUUUCAAGAACUGCUGCUCAUAAUGAUACACCGCCUAAGGUGUUUCCAUGUGAAUAUUGUGGUAAGAUUUUCAGUAAAUCCUAUAACCUAAAGACACAUCAUCGUGUACAUAGUGGAGAAAGACCUUACCAAUGUGAUGUUUGUGGCCAUGGCUUUGCCAACCUAGGUGAUCUUAAGCGACAUAAAAGAAUACAUACUGGAGAAAAGCCAUAUUCUUGCGAAUAUUGCGGAAGGUCAUUUUCUGAUUAUGGAAGUCAUAAGCGCCAUUUGCGUUUACACACUGGCUACAAACCGUACAAAUGCGAAGAAUGUAACCGCGAAUUUACUCGUCUUGACAGCUACAAGAACCAUCUCCGUCUUCACACUGGGAUUAGACCGUACAAAUGUGAGAUUUGCUUGAAAGAAUUUAACUAUCUUACCACAUAUAAACGUCAUCGAAAUGUGCACAGCGGGGAGCGGCCAUUUUCGUGUGAGCAAUGUGGAAAGACUUUCACUCGUUCAGUGUACUUGAAGAACCACAAGAGGGGUAAUUGUGGCAAAGAAAGGGAACAGAAAUCAAGAGCGAAGAAAGUUGACGAACUUUCAUCACAUGCGCAGUCAGCACAGAUCUCAUUACCUACGGUGAGCGACAUUUCUGUGGGAACGGUAACUGAGAAUGUCGCGCAGAAUUUGUCCUUUCAAGGAGGUGUGCAGUUUAAUGUUGCUAAAGUUGUAUACACUAGUCAUGGAUCGCAACAAGUUUUAUUUGAAUCGAAUGAAACUAUCUCUCACACAUUGAUACUGACAACUAAUCCUGAAAAUGGCCAGCAGUUAUUGGAACUUUCUGCCGAAAGCGUACAUCCGGAUAAAGCAACUUUACCGCACUCUGAUAUUUCAAGAACUAAUAAUGAUACUAUGUAUUUGAACGAGGGGUUAUCCUGCGACAAGACUGCUGAAUUGUGUGCUAAAGUACUUCACGACGACGGCAUUUCUGGGACUGCUGAUGAGUGCUAUGCCAGAGACCUAAGUGCAUUUGGUUUGAAUGAAACUGUUAAUGAAUCAAACAAGAAAACUUUUCUUGCUUUGGCACCUUAUCAAGAAUGUUUGGAGGAAGAAAAGAGUUAGCUAACUCUUUACUCUGUUUCCAACAAUAAUUCUUGCUGUGAUUAUAUUUAAACGUGUUUCAGCAUUAAUGUACUAUAAAGACUGUUUAUGCGAGGUUUUAUGCAUUUAUCUCAUUCACGGUUCACUUGUCAAAAUCCGGUUUGAUCUUAGACAACUGCUCAUUUUUUCAUAAUCCUUGAAAAUACAAUGGUAUGAUUACACUAUUUGAAAAUUCAUAAACAAUAGCAUUGGUAUCUUAGAUUCUAUAAAUCAAUCUAUUCUUAUAAAUCAUUUGUAUAAAAAACUUAAACAGAUUUCUGGGCCGCCUAUAGUCUCCCAAGAACAUCUUAGAGAGUUUUAUAAUCACUGGAAUGCACUUUCAUAUGGACAACGCAACUGAAGUAAUUUAACAUGCUGCAGAAUUGUAAAAUGAUAAAACGUUCAACUGCAUACAUUAUUUCCAAUAACCUUUAUGGCUUAAUCACCAUCAUCAUCAUUAGUGGGCUAAUGUCAAAUUAGGACUGUAUUCAUAUUUUUAAUGCAUUAAAAUAUAAUUCUUGUGUCCAGGCA
Molecule: messenger RNA, 2108 nt
Organism: Xenia sp. Carnegie-2017
Lineage: Eukaryota; Metazoa; Cnidaria; Anthozoa; Malacalcyonacea; Xeniidae
Product: zinc finger protein 214-like
Exons: 5
Coding region: 183-1559 (458 amino acids)
Cellular component (GO): nucleus
Source: RefSeq, a predicted model, not a curated record